AUGACUUCUCCAACACCAGAUAAACCAGGAACUGUUCCAGUUCCUAACCCAGGAUUUAUACACGAGGAGAAAGAGGCUCAGGACCAUACCAGUACUGAACCGGCACAGAAUGCAACUUCCAAAGAUUUACCUCCACAAGCUGUUCCACAAAUCAAUAUAACCAUAGAUAUGCUGCAGACCCUCAUACAAGGGCUCAGAACCACCAGACUAUCGCACGCGAUCAUCAACAAACAUCAUAACACCAAGGUUCCAGACCCUAAGCGCUUCGCUUCCAAAUCCAUCAAGAAAUUCGAGGAAUAG
This is a messenger RNA of Talaromyces rugulosus, 300 nucleotides long. RefSeq lists its product as uncharacterized. NCBI's taxonomy places the organism in Eukaryota, Fungi, Ascomycota, Eurotiomycetes, Eurotiales, Trichocomaceae. The record is from RefSeq and is a predicted model, not a curated record. The transcript has a single exon. Bases 1 to 300 code for a protein of 99 amino acids.